Chionomys nivalis (European snow vole) is the source of this 22654-nucleotide messenger RNA. It is a transcript of the gene Syne2, whose product is annotated as spectrin repeat containing nuclear envelope protein 2. The transcript is spliced from 116 exons. Gene Ontology annotation, molecular function: protein binding. The coding region runs from base 169 to 20907 and encodes 6912 amino acids. Gene Ontology annotation, cellular component: membrane. The record is from RefSeq and is a predicted model, not a curated record. NCBI's taxonomy places the organism in Eukaryota, Metazoa, Chordata, Mammalia, Rodentia, Cricetidae.
GCCGCACGGAAGAGAGAGCGGGAGACCGAUCGAGGGGCGCCAUCGAGGCAGCAAGGCGAGCCGGGCGUAGAUCAGGGUGGGCCCAACCCGAGUCCUCGCCUCCCGGCUGGGCAGAUAUCGUUCCCCUUAACUGAGAUGGACGUGGUCUAAUCUCCACCGAGUCAAAGAAUGGCCACUAGCUCUGAGCUUCCCACGGAAGACGGACAGGUGUCCUUGGGCAUUGACGAUCUUCACUUUUCAUUGCAAGCUGAGCAGGAGGACACGCAGAAGAAAACCUUCACCUGCUGGAUAAACUCGCAGUUGGCAAAGCACACACCUCCCUCGGUUGUAUCUGACUUAUUUGCAGACAUUAAGAAGGGCCAUGUCCUCCUGGAUCUGUUAGAAGUUCUCUCAGGACAGCAGUUGCCUCGGGAUAAAGGAUAUAAUACAUUCCAGUGCAGAAUCAACAUAGAACAUGCCCUGACAUUCCUGAAAAACAGAUCGAUCAAGCUAAUAAAUAUCCAUGUUGCUGAUAUUGUGGAAGGAAACCCAUCCAUCAUUCUUGGCCUGAUUUGGACCAUCAUACUGCACUUCCACAUUGAGGAGCUUGCUCGGACUCUGCAUUGUGAUUAUAAUCAACCUUCUUCGGACAUACCUUCUUCGGACAUACCUUCUUCGGACAUCGUGAAUGCGGCCGAUUCAUCUCCUACCUCAAGUCCUCCGGCUAAGAAGUUCUCCAAAGCACAAGCUCAAGCAAGAUGGCAGUUGUCUGCAAAGAAGGCCCUUCUUCAGUGGGCUCAGGAGCAGUGUGCCACAUCUGAGUCUGUCAGUGUGACAGAUUUUAAGUCAAGCUGGAGAAAUGGGAUGGCCUUUUUGGCUGUCAUUCAUGCCUUGCGGCCGGACCUGAUUGACAUGGACAGUGUGAGGCACAGAUCCAGCAAAGAGAAUCUGAAAGAGGCCUUCAGGAUCGCGGAGCAUGAGCUGAAGAUCCCCAAAUUGCUGGAGCCCGAAGAUGUAGAUGUCAUGAAUCCUGACGAGAAGUCCAUCAUGACUUACGUGGCGCAGUUCCUGAAGUAUUCAAGGGAUGCCCCUGGCGCUGGAACUUCAGCUCAGGUCAAGGUGAAGGAUGCUAUGGUAUGGCUAGCCCUGCAGGAGAAGAAACUACAGAAGUUGCAGAAGGAUUCAGCGAGUGAGACCUAUUUUAACAAGUAUCACAGUCUGCUCUCCUUUAUGAAAUCCCUGAAUGAAGAAAAGGAGCCCUUUGUGGACGUCCUGUCACUGGAAGGGAGCAGGAAUGAGCCGAAUGAAGAUCACUUACGGUUGAGACAAGGCUGGGCCGGCCUCAAGCACCAGGUCGCUGUGUGGAAAGCCCAGCUGGAUGACGCUUCGCCUUCACCGCUCAAAGAGACCGAAGCAUGGCUCAAGGAUGUGGAGGGACUUGUGGAGGAAGGGCUGCCUGCCUCCCAGAAUCAUUCUGAAGCUGUGGCUCUGAUCCAAGGGAAAAUGUCUUUAUUCAAGAAUCUGAUGGCCAGCUCUGACUACCAUUUGAAUAUUCUCCUGGCCUUUGAAAACAGAGAUGAGAACCAGCCGCCCGUCGUGCCACCUGACAAGCUAGAGGAGAUGAAAAGACGAGUCAACAACAUGUUGGGUAGACAGUUCAUCCCUCUUCUGGGGUUUCAUGGCUCCAAGUGCGCAGUCCUUGCUCUACUAGAUGAAGCCAAGGCGAAGCUGGAUGUUUGGAAUGUCACUUACGGGAAUGAAGAGUCUGUGGCCGUCCUGCUGGAAGACUGGCAUAAAUUUAUUGAAGAGAAAAAAUUCUUAGCUCAACUUGAUACUUCUUUUCAAAAAUGUGAAGAAAUGUAUAAGAAUUUGGCUGGGGAGUGUGAGAAUGUUAAAGAGGAGUAUGUGACGUUGGAAAAGAAUGUUCACGCGUGCAGACAACGCAUACAUAACACAAAGGCCAUGCUGCAGAGAGUGCUGGCAUGUUGGGCGACCUACAAGGAAGAUCUCCCGCUAGUAAAGGCUUCUUUUGAGGCGACGAAGAAGGAACAAAUUAAAGAGAUUCCCUUCGAGACCCUCUCCCAGUGGAAUACAAAAUGCGCCUCUCUGAACGAGGUGGGAAGUUUCCUAGUUGGCGUCAGCAAUGGUGAAGUUGGAUCAUCUGUUUCUAAAGAACUGAGAAGACUGAAUAAAAGAUGGAGAAAGUUUAUCCCAAAGACUCCACUCGAACUGAAACUGCCACUUACGGAAAAUCAGGACCAGCCCACCAGGGACAGCUCUGGAAUGAUGCUAUGUGAGGAAUCGGCUGGGCCCGCAGAACCUCACGAAAGUCAUGGUGAGGACUUAAAGAAACAGGAAAUAGAAGAUGACGAAUCAACUGCACAGUUGAAGGUGAAUGAAGAGGUUGAAAAACUCAUCAAAGAGGUGAAAAUCUGGGAGUCAGAGACCAAAACCAGCUUGGAUCUCCUCCGACAUGCAGAUGACGUGAAUGGCUCCUCGGUGGACGCCUUGCAGCAUCUCAUUGCUAAAGGCUCUAUGUACGAGGAGCUUCUGGCCAGAACUGAAGAUACUCUACAGAUGGACGUUCAAAGUGCUUCGAACCUGGAGUCCUUCCAGAAUGUCCUCAGAGCCGGGCUUCAGGCAAAGAUUCAAGAAGCCAAGGAGGGAGUCCAGAUCACCAUGGUAGAGUUGUCUGCCGUGUGUAAGAACAUAACUGAUGAAUCCCAGGAGCUAGAUGCGAGGCUAAAGGUGGAAGAGGCACAGAAGGCCCUUGAGUCCCACAUCACGAAAGCCCAGCAGUUACUUGGGCAGAGGGAGCGCCCUGGUGGACUCGUUGAGAAGUACAAGGAAGCAUUAGGAAUUUUUAAUACCAACAGUUUGGCCAAGUAUCUGCAAGCUGUUGAAGAACUGAAGUGCAAUGUCCCAGGUGAUGCGAAGCUGCACCUGGAAGAGCAGUGUCGAGCCGCACGCGCCAAGUGGGAGUCUCUCCAUCACAAAAUUUCUGUGUAUAUCCAACAACUAAAAAUAGACAUUGAAGAAGGAAAGCUGAGAGACAAUAUUGCAAAACUUGAAAAGCAAAUAAAUAAGGAGAAGAAGCUUCUCCGCCGAGGGAAGACCAGGGGCCUCGCCAAGGAGCACGAGGCUUGCUUCUCUCCUGAUAGUGUUGCAUGCCAGCUAGAACACCAUGUGGGUAUCUUGAGGAUGCUGUGUGAAGAGCUGACUUCACCAGAGAGUCAACAGGAAUUGAAGAGAGCACUCGGAGAUUAUGAACAAAAGAUAGAGAGACUUCUGAAAUGUGCUUCCGAGGUUCAUAUGACCCUGCGGUCCUCCCAGGCAGGCGCGCUGAAGGAGAGGGGUGCCUUGACCACACCUGAGAAUGGCAGGAGGGAUGCCCACAGCGAGGCACUGCUUGAGACACCAGAUAACCAGCUGUCUACUGAAAAGGCAAUGGAACCCGUUAAGAACUUUAGCCGGACACCAGAAUUGAAGCCUCAGCAAGAAGGAAGGGCUAUGGAGAAGAAAGGGAAGGAUUGCAGCACUCUAAGUGACUUAUGGGAAAGGUAUGAUACACAGAGAGACAUUCUUGAGCGGCACCUGCAGGACAGCAAAUCCAGGCUCACGUCUGACUUUCCUAGUGGAAGGGAAAGGAGCAGUGCUUGCCUGCAGGGUGAGCUGGCAGAGCUGCAGGUCUUCAAAGCGGACGCCGGUGCUCGCUGGGAUGAGCUUGAAGCCACUUCACUGACUCUAGAAAGUCUAGUGAGCGACACGGAGAAGCCCGCACUAGCCCAGGCCAGAGACUUAUUAAAGGAAAAAGAACACGAACUUCAGAAGCUUCUGAACACCAGAAUGGAGUCACUGGAGAUGGCCCUGCAGAUCGUAUUGCCCCUGGAGAAGGAGUGUGCUCUCCUUUGCGGCCCCCAUAUGCCCUUUCGCACAGUGACUGUCCAGGACCUGCAUCCCGUGAAGGUUGAUGGCAUCUAUCAGAAUCUGCAGGUUACCCGAGAUUCCAUAGCGAAGCAGAUCAGACUGUGUGCCAAUUUAGAGGAGCCGUGUGGCUCAGUCCCAGUGGAUUUACACACACUCGAUCAGCGUGCAAUUCAGGACAUUGUGCUGAAAUGCAGACUCCAGCUGGAGACCAUGAACCAGAAAGUAGAGAUGAGUGAAGAUGCCCUGAAGGCUCUGGAGGAUUUUUUAGCUUCUCUGAGAGCUGCGAAGCUCCCUGCAGACCCUCCUGCCGCGAAUGCAGCAGAUGGUACUCUGGCCGUGGGGGCUAUGGAGGAAGACAUCCUCCUGCUGAAAGAGAAGGCCGGGCCUUUGGAUGAAAGCUUGAGGAUGCUUGGCAUAAACGUCAAAGAUGCCAAGGGAGGGGAGUUUACCACCUGUGAGGAGCUUCUUGGUUCUUUGUCAGUAAAGGUCUCAGACUUGCACGGCCAGAGUAAACAGGAGGGGCUCACCGAGAACAAGACCUUAUUGGAGGCUUGUAGUUCCAGAAAUUAUGAGCUCUUUAAAAAUAUUCAAGACAUCCAGAAUCAGAUCAGUAAAAUUGGUCUUAAGGAUCCCACUGCGCCAGCUGUGAAACAUCGGAAAAAAUCAUUACUCAGGCUGGAUAAGGACCUAGAUGGAUUUGAAGAAGAGAAGAUGCGCAUACAACAAAUGGCUAAUUCUCUUCCGAAAUUCAAAGACGGCCAAGAGAUAAUGGUGAUUCAACAGUGUCAAGAUACAGCAGCCUUGUGGGAGAGUACAAAAGCUUCUCUCAUUGAGUGCCUUGAACAGUGUGGAAGUGUUCUGGAGCUGUUAAAACAGUAUCAGAAUUUUAAAAACAACUUGACAGCAUUGAUUCAAAAAGAAGAGGCCAUCAUCUCCCAGCAGGCUUCCUACAUGGGCAGGGACAACCUGAAGAAGAAGGUCGCAGAGAUUGAAACUGUCAAAGAAGAAUUCAAUGAACAUUUAGAAGUUGUAGACAAGAUAAAUCAGAUUUGUAAAAAUCUACAAUACCAUCUCAAUAAAAUGAAAACCUUUGAAGAGCCCCCUUUUGAGAAAGAGGCUAAUGCUAUUGUGGACAGAUGGCUGGAUGUCAAUGAGAAGACAGAGGAAUAUGGUGAGAGUCUUGGGCGAGCGCUGGCCUUGUGGGACAAACUUUUCAACUUAAAAAACAGCAUCGACGAGUGGACCGAGAAGAUCCUUGGGAAAAUGGAGUCCCAUCAGCUGACUGAGGAGGACAGAGAAAGGCUGGAGGAAGAGUUAAAAGUCCAUGAGGAGCAAGCUUCAGAAUUUUCCAGAAGAUUGACUGACAUACAGUUGCUGCUUCAAAGUAACGAGAAGCCACUUGAGCUCCAGGUCAUGGAGUCCUCCGUCCUGAGCAAGAUGAGAGAUGUAAAAAGGUUCAUCACAGGAGAAUCCAACAGCUAUGUGCCCAGUGGGAAUACAGCUGAGCUGAGGGAGGAUCUGGACCAAGCCAAGACCCAGAUGGGGAUGACCGAGUCCCUCCUGAAUGCCUUGUCUCCCUCCGACAGCCUGGAGAUCUUCACGAAGCUCGAGGAGAUCCAGCAACAGAUCCUCCAGCAGAAGCACAGCAUGACAGUACUCGAGAAUCAAAUCGGGUGUCUCACUCCAGAGCUCUCUGAAUUGAAAAGACAGUACGCGAGUGUCAGCGACUUAUUCCACACCAAGAAGAGUGCUCUGCAAGAUCACUUUUCCACGUUCUUGACCGACCAGUGUAAGACCUUUAACGACUGGUUCAGCAACAUCCAAAUGAACCUUAAGGAGUGUUUUGAACCAUCAGAAACAAAACUGAGCAUGGAACAAAAGCUGCAAAAGCUUUCUGAUUUCUUGACACUAGGAGGAGGAACUAGUCAGAUCCAGCAGGUGGAGACUGUCCUACAGCACGUGAAGAUGCUCCUACCCAAAGCUCAUGUAAAAGAGCUUAAUAGCUGGCUUGGCAGUCAAGAACUGGAGUUAGAAAACUUGGAGUCGGCAUGCCAGGCCCGAGCCAGGGAGCUGACGGAUUCCCUGAAGCAGCUCCUGAGAUUGGAUGAUGAUUGCAGAAGCCUAAGUAAGUGGUUGACUAAUCAAGAAGAGAAGUGGAAGGAAAUGGAACUGUCGGGAGAGAAGAUGGAUCUGUUUUACAAAGCAUUAACUAGGAAGAGGGAGCAGUUUGAGAGUGUGGCCCAGAUGAACAACUCUCUGAAGGAGCAUGGGCUUACCGGAGGAGAAGAGACAAUCAAAGAAUCAACACAACUGAUUGAUAGAUACCAGACUUUAUUGAGACAAUUACACGAAAUUGAGGAAGAGGAUAAGUCGGCACCCGCCGAAGACCAGAGCUUUAAUGAUCUCGUACAUGAUGUAGCUCACUGGAUAAAAGAGAUUAAAGAGUCCCUUAUGGCUCUGAAUUCAUCAGAAGGCAAAAUGCCACUCGAAGAAAGAAUCCAAAAAAUAAAGGAAAUCAUUUUACUGAAGCCUGAAGGAGACGCCAAAAUCCAAAUGGUGAUGAGAGAAGCUGAACACUGUGAGGCCCCGUUGGUUCAGGAGACCCUUACGGAUCUCAGCAGCCAGUGGGACAACACACUCCAUCUAGCGAACACAUAUCUAAGGCAUCAAGAAAAGCUCGCGCUAGAAGGAGAGGAGUAUUUGCAGAGCAAGGAGGCCCUGCGGCUGAUGCUCGCGGAUCUGAAGAAGCAGCAGGAAGCAGGCCUCGCUCUACAACCUGGCUUGCCAGAGAAGCAAGCUCAGUUAAAGAUUUGUAAGAAAUUCCUCCAGAAAGCCCAAGAUUUGACAUCCUUGCUAGAGGAGCUAAAAGCUCAGGGCAAUUACCUCUUGGAAUGCACUAAAAAUCCUAGCUUCAGUGAGGAGCCAUGGCUGGAAAUAAAACAGUUGCAUGAAAGUCUUCUUCAGCAGCUCCAGGAUUCAGUGCGAAAACUAGAGGGUCAUGUUCAAGAACACAGUUCAUACCAAGUUUGCAUCACAGACCUCAACACCACACUGGACAAUAUCUCCAGGGAGUUUGUCCAUCUCUGUGAUACAGCUGAGGACCACAUGAGGGCUGAGGACAGAAUGCAGAAAUUGCAGGAACUGGAGUGUGGACUCCGUUGCCAAGGCGGCAUACUAAAGAAGGCUUCCGCAUUAGCAAACUCCAUCAAGCAAAAUACAUCUUCAGCAGGACAGAAGAUUAUUAAAGACGAUAUAAAAUCACUUAAGUAUAAACAAAAGGAUUUGGAAAACAGAAUUGAAUCUGCCAAGCGGGACACUGAGAAUAGUCUCAACAGCAUCCUUCAAUCCAAAGGCUCGACAGAAAAACAUGCGAAGUCUUCUCUGCCGGCUGGAGAGAUGCUGGGCACUUCUGAUGCGCCCAAGCCCACUCAGGAGUCAGCGGCAGUGGGAGAGUCAGAGGGAAACUGGGAAACAAACAAGAACUCAGCUGUGGAAAUGACUUUGUCAAAACAACUUUCCCUCAACGUUCAAGAAAGCAUGCAAAACACCCAAGAUGAGCGGAAAGUCAACGAGCUGCGAAAUCAACCUUUAGAAUUGGACAUUAUGUUAAGAAAUGAACAAUUAAAAGGGAUGGAGGAAUUAUAUGCCCACUUGGAAGCCAGAAAAGAAGCCAUUGACCUUCUGGAACAAUCUCAACAUCUCAGUGAAACAGAAGGAAGAGCCCUGGUUCUGCCCCCUGCCAGAUCUCCAGCGUAUCAUGUGGACAGUCUACUUCAGGCUCUUCUCACUUUAAAGAAAGCUAGAGAAAGCCAGUAUGGCCUCCUGAAUGGUUUUCAAGACCAGCUAGUUGCAGCUGAAUCCUUACUGAACACCUUCUUGGCAGAAGCAGAAAGUCUCAAAGCCGGCUCACUAGACAGUACAACCUAUCUGGGCAAAAUCAAGAAGUUCCUGGGAUCCGUAGAAAAAGAAAAAGUCUCUCUGAGUAAGCUUCACACGGAAUGGGACCAUUUAUCCAGCCUUCUGAGCCCUGAGGAUCAAAAGCUGGUGGAGAGCCAAAUGAAGCAACUUGAACACGGAUGGGAGCUUGUGGAGCAGCUGGCUCACCGGAAAUGUUUUCAGCAAGCCACUGAACACGGUGAACUCGCCUACCUCCUGAAGAAGGCCCAGGACAUCGGGGUUUCUCUACAUGAGCAGCAACCGCGCCUACAGCUAAGUCUGAACUCUCCAGAACAACAGGAGGAGAGCGUGGGCAUGGUUGCCCCAGCCGCUGAGAUCCAGGCAAUCAAAUAUGAAUUUUCUGGUUUAAAGCGGCAAGCGGAGCUUCAGAUGAAGAGACUUUGGGGAGAAAGGGAAAAGGAAACUCUGGAAGACACACUAAAUAAUCUGAAUAAGGAACUGGAGGCACUGGAGCCAUUAAACCGAGAGGCAGAGAAUCGGAUUAAGAAGUGGGACCUGAAGAACAGGGUGAAAGAGACCCUCUUAUGGGUCAAGAACAUGGUGGCCGAGCUCACUGCCCCCAUCUCCCUCCUCCCCGAUGACAUCCUUGCUCAGAUCAGAAAGUGCAAGUUGAUUCAUGAUGGCAUUCUGGGUAAGCAGCAGGCAGUGGACGUGCUGGUGGAAGAGGCCAGAGGCCUCACUCCCAGCCUCGCAGCAUGUGAGAGCCAUGCUUUAAAUACCCUGCUGGAGGAUUUACAGAAUCAAUACCAAGCACUGCUUUUAAAAUCAACUCAGCGGUCACAGCAACUAGAAUUGAAGUUGGAAGAAAGAAGCAAAUUGUUUGCUGUAAUAGAAAAGGCUCAACUGGCGCUUGAACAAGGUGAGACCCUGAUGAUUCCCACGUGGGAGAAAGCCUCCACGGAGGCCGAUCUGGAGCGUCAAGGGGCCGUCUUGAAGGCAUCCCAGCAGCAACUGAGAGACAUGGAGAGUGCGAUCUCAGCACAUCUUCAGGAACUCACGAACGCCUACAAGGAUGCAGAUGUGUUUGAGAGAUUGUUUCUGGAUGAUCGGUUAAAAAACCUCAAAACCAGGACCAGCCAAACACAAAGACUCAUCCAGAAUAGCUGUAACGAAAUGGAACGCAAGAUCAGGUCUCAGCAAGAGUUCCGCGAAAAAGCAGCUGUGCUUCAGAGAGAGGUUGAGAGCCUCCAGCUCGGCGAGCUUCUCCCGCUUCAUCAAGAGCCGCACCAGGAUGCUAAAGCCCAGCUCUGCCAUCUUAAAGACAAGCUGGCUGCUCUUCGAGGCAGCAUCUCACAAGUGUUGACGUCUGAAGAAGUGUUUGACUCAGAAGGUCUAGCCUGGGAUGGCUCGCUGCUCGAGCAGUUACAGACCCAAGUUCUUGAAAGGGAAAAGGAACUGGAAGAAAAAAUUAAGCAGCUAGACAUAUUUUUAAUAGCACGCAACAGGUACCAGGCCUUACUAAGUAAGAUAAGGGCUAUGGAUUUGCAGAUUAAGAAAAGGGCCAAAUCACUGCCCAAAGCCCCUAAUAUGUCACCAGAAAGCACGCUGCUCAAUGCACAAAUUUUGAUUCAGAAAAUUGAAAAAGCCAAACGCUUGCGUGAUGAGUUGAUGAAGAAACUAAGCAAAAGUGAGGCUUUUGGCGACUCAUUCAAAGAGAGCGAGAUGCUGCAGCUAAAGCUAAACGCAGAAGACAAUGCUAGGCUUCAAGAGGAUCUCCAGAACAUGCUGCUAGAAUUGCAACCGAAAGCAAUGGACGAAAAGGCUCUCCAGGACAAACUAGAAAACUCCCUGCAUGUUUUCAAGCAAAUAAAGUCUCGGCUACAGCAGCCUCUAUGUGUAAAUUUGGGGACUCAACAUAUUCAAAAUGAGAAGGAGACCUGGGAAGCAUUUGGUGAGCAAGUUCAGGCCGAAGUGUGUGGUAUCAGAGCCAUGAAGGUUGCUGAGGAACAAAGAGAAGAAAACACUUCCGGAACCAGUGACAUGGAGGCAAAAUUGCAGGACCUUGAAGGUCUGCAUGUGGAGCUGAACAAAAACAUUGAUUUGCGCUCGAAUAUCCUGGAUGAUGCCUAUGAAAAUGCAACCCAGUACGAGGAGCUGGUCACGAGGGCAGCGGGGAUCAUCUCGUCUCUGGAAGCCAUGCUUCUGUGCUACAGACCAGACCUUCACCAUCCCAAAGAAUCUUUGGAGCUGGCCCGCUGUAAGCAAGAGGAAUUGCAGUCUACAGUAGCAGAAAUCCGGAACCUCACGGAGACCUUGGGGACGAUCUCCAGCCCUGAGGCCAAAGAGCAACUGCAGGGUACUUUACAAGACCUAGCUUCUAAGAACUCCGCCCUGAAGGUGGGGCUGGAGGCCCAGGAAGCAGAUGAUAGAAGGUGCCUAGAGAAUUACAAAUGCUAUAGAAAAAUGAAAGAGGAAAUUUGCUCUCGGCUCAGGAAAAUGGAGACAGAUCUCAGACAGUCCAUGUCCCCGUUGCCCAGGUCCUACAAAGAAGCUUUAGCCAACCUGGAUCAGAGUAAGGCCCUCACAGCAAGUCUCCUGUCAAUCCAAGGAGACUUAGUGAGCCUCCGCCAGGUCCUCAGACACCUGAGAUGCAGGUGCACAGAAAGCGAUGGCGCGUGUGUGCUCCCAGUGGCCUCUGCUCUGUGGGAGAAGUGGCUGAGUUUGCUGGAAGCCUCCAGGGUGUGGCAGCAGUGGAGUGGAGACCUGAAGAGAGAGUGGAAGUUCAUCAGUGAGGAGAUUGAACGAGAAGCAAUAAUUUUAGAGAGUCUUCAGGAGGACCUUCCAGAAGUUUCCAGAACAAAGGACGCAGCUCCCACAGAGGAACUCCGACAGCUCUUGGACUCUCUGUGCCAGCAUGAGGGGAGCGUGGAGAAGCAGCAGCAGCUGCUGACCCUGCUUCUUCAGCGCAUAACGAGCAUCCAGAACAUUCCAGAAGGUACAGAGGCUGUGGAAACCAUCCCAGCACUUCAGGAGAUUAGGUCUAUGCAGGAACGGUGCAACAGGCUUCUUCAGGCAACUCAAAAGAAUAAGGACUCAGUCCAGACCGAAAUCCAGGCGCGGCAUUCUUUCAUGAAGGAAAUAAGUGAUGUGAAGCGUUCUUUUGAAGGGAUCGCAACUUCUUUCCAAAACCUGGCACCGGAAGACCAUCCAGAAAGGGCAGGAGAGUUGGAGGAGCUGCGAAGCGUUCUCGAGAGAGGCAAGCUGACUUUCGAGAACAUCAUGGAAAAACUGCGCAUCAAGUAUUCCGAAAUGUACAGCAUAGUCCCCGCGGAGAUUGACUCCCAGGUGGAAGACUGCAGGAAGAUGCUGGAAGAAGCCGAUGAGAAGAUGAGCCAUGAAAUCUCGAAGAGUUCCCCAUCAUAUGUCAUGAGGAGGAAGAUAGAAGACAUUAGCCAUGGGCUUCAUUGCAUUGAGAAGAUGCUGCAACAGAAAAGCAAAAACAUUGAGGAAGCGCAAGAAAUUCAGAAGAAAAUAUGGGAUGAACUCGACCUCUGGCAUUCCAAGCUGAAUGAGCUGGACUCUGAAGUUCAGGACUUUGUCGAGCAGGACCCAGGACAGGCUCAAGAGUGGAUGGAUAACCUCAUGGCUCCUUUCCAGCGGCAUCAGCAAGUAUCCCAGAGAGCAGAAUCCAGAACCUCACAGCUCAACAAGGCCACAAUCAAGAUGGAAGAAUAUAGUGAUCUUCUGAAAAACACAGAGGCGUGGCUAGAGAAGACCGGCCGUCUGCUAGCCACUCCUGCUUGCUAUGACUCUUCAAAGACCCUGAGCCACCGAGCCAGCACCCUUCAGAUGGCUCUGGAAGAUUCUGAGCAGAAGUACAACCUUCUACAUUCAGUGUUCACAGAUCUAGAAGACCUGUCGCUCAUUUUUGAAACUGACGACUUAAUCCAGUCCAUCCAAGAGUUAAGUGGUCAGGUGGCAGCUUUACAGCAGCAGAUAGUGGAGGACCUUCCACACAUCCAGCAGGUGGCAGACGAUGUGGUUGCCAUCGAGUCCGAAGUAAAAUCAAUGGAAAAAAAGGUCGCGAAAAUCAAAGCUAUCCUGUUAUCCAAAGAAAUAUUUGAUUUUUCUCCUGAAGAACACCUCAAGCAUGGGGAGGUCAUACUUGACAACAUCCAUGCCAUGAAAAAAACUAUUGCUGAGAUAAUGACCUACCAGAUGGAGCUGAGGUUACCCCAGACAGCAAGCAGACCCCUGCCUGUGUUUCAGAGGACACAUGAGCUUUUACAAGAUGUGAAGCUGCUGGAAAAUGUGACGCAGGAGCAGAAUGAGUUGUUAAAGGUUGUCAUAGAACAGACUGCUGAAUGUGAUGGUGAAAUAGAAAAUCUGAAACAGAUGUUAAGUAAUUACUCAGCUGAGUUUUCCCCGGAACAUGUGUCACGAGAGCAAGCUGCCGGCCUGCCUUCAAUACAGAGAGAGACGGAAGGGUUGGAAGAAAAGAUUCUGAAUCUCAACCAGAAGAAGACAGACCUGCUGGUGGGCUUGAAGGCGACUGUACUGAACCUUCACGAGCACCUGAAGCAAGAGCAGCAAGAAGGAGGACAGGGAGAUGAGCUGCCCUCAGAAGAGGGCGGGGUCGCCGAGAGGGGUGCCUCCGACAGGAAGCUGACCAGAACAAGCUCCAUGUCCUUCCUGCCAGUGGUCCAGGAGGAGGCAGAAGAAAGCUCCGUGAAGAGUGAAGAUGGACAUGGGAGGGCAGAGCCACCGUCUGCAUCCUGGGCUCUUCCGUGGAAGCAUAGCAAGGACCUGGAGGAGGACGGGGCAUCCUCAACCUCUGCCACCAUUGUGCAGGAGGCAGAUGGGAGAAUUAGCACCUGUGACGCUUCUAUGGCACAUAUUAUUGCACCAGACUCGGGAAGCACUGAGCCAGGCCCAGACCCUUCCCCGAGGCUCAGCCAAACUGCAAGGGGUGCCACACCUCCCAUUGAGGCUUCACCUCUGGACUUUCCUCACGAGCAAGGCGCCUUUGAAGCCACCGUGGAGAGAAGUAGGCCUCAGCCUGCAGAAGUCCUCCAUGUCUGCAAGACCCAAGUGGCCGAGCUGGAGCUGUGGCUGCAACAAGCCAACGUGGCGUUUGAGCCAGAAACAUUAGACCCAGACAUGCAGCAGGUGGUGGAACAGGAGCUGGCUGGGUGCCAGGCAAUGCUGACGGAGAUUGAGCACAAGGUGGCUUCUCUGUUAGAUACCUGUAAAGACCAGGGCCUGGGAGACUGCGGAGCCACUCAGCAAGAGGCCGAAGCCCUUUCCUGGAAACUCAAGACUGUGAAGUGCAACUUGGAAAAGGUCCAGAUGAUGCUUCAGGAGAAGCACAGCGAGGACCAGCAUCCCACCACUGUGAAGCAACCAUCAGAGUCCUACACCAUCUUCCAGCCAGUCAGCUUUCCUGAGCUUGAAUCCAUCAUAACUGAAAGGCCACAGUUCAGCAAACAGAAGGACGUUCCCCAGACACAGGUUCUGGCAUUAAAACCGUUGGAACAGAAAGAUUUAAUUAAGUUCACAGAAUUCAAUGCCAAGAAAACAUGGCUGCAGUAUUGCCAACAGGAUAAAGAUGCAAAUCAGGAAUCAGCUCCGAGCGGCAAGGUUCCUGACCCUGGAAAUGCGGCUCCAGGUUCAGCCUUGUCACCCCAGGGCCAAAGUGGUGACAAGUGGCUGUACCUUCACCAUGAACUAACUUCAAGACCAAAUCUCCCAGGACUUCAGCUCGUGGAGCCUCAGGUGGCCACAAAUACAAGCACGCUGCCCAGUGUGAGUGUGUAUAACUUCAGAUGCCCUACGGCCGAUGAACUGCACACUUAUACCACCCAGCUCGAAGAUCUUCGCCUAGAAGCAAACCGCCUUCAGACCCAGGAAAGUAUGACAGAAGAAACAUACACCAAUUUUGAUAAAAGAUUGUUUGAACUCUUUCUGAGCCUCAGUCGCUACCUGGGCAGUGUGGAGGAGCUGCUGCAGAGACCUGAGCUGCUCAGGGAGGAUGCGGCUGCCCAGCAGGCACUUUUUGAGAAACUGGCUCUGGAGCUGAAGAAACUUUAUUUAGCUCUGGGCGACAAGAAGGAUGCUCUUCUGAAAGCUGUGACGUGGCAUGGCAGGGACACCACGCUGCUACCUGAGUGUUUUGAUGCUCUGAAAGUCAGUCUGGAGCGUGCCCAGGAAAAAGCUUCCUGGAGGAGCUCAUCCCUGAAGGCUGGCCUUGACCACAGCUGCAGCUAUCAGAAUGAAAUAAAGCGAUUAUACAAUCAACUCAUUAAGAAGAAAAUGGCUUUACAGCAGUCUUUGAACGCGAUCAGUGGACAGAGUAUUGGCGAACAGCUUCAGAAGGCAGAUGUGCAUACAGUAGAGUUGCAGAACUCGGAGAGGCAAGUCGCCAAACUAAGGAACGAAGGGGAAAGGUUCCGUUUCCCUCAUGUUUUACUCCAGGAUGUUUACAAGUUGGAGGAUGUUCUUGACAGUAUGUGGGGAAUCCUGAGAGCCAAAUACCUAGAACUCAGCAGCCCGUUCCUCUCCCAGAGCCAGCAGGAUGCCUUGCUGCAAGGCAUGGUGGAACUAGUCAGUAUUGGAAAAGAAAAGCUUGCAAGUAGCCCCUUGCAACACGCCAAGAGUAAAGUUGCUUUGGAGGCUCAAUUACAAGAUCACAAGGGAUUUUUCCAGAAGCUCGUCGCUGACAUGUUGUUGAUUCAAACCUAUUCGGCCAAAAUGUCUCCACCAUCGUUGCAAAAGGGUGAGAGAUUUGGGGCAGAACAAGAGGCCGAAGUGAGAGCUCUGGGGGAAGAGGCCUGCCUGCGAGGCUCCCAGCUUCAGAGUGUGCUGCAGAAAUGGGAAGAAUUUGAUGACAACUACGCAUCUCUUGAGAAGGACCUGGAAGUUCUUGUCUCUUCGUUGCCCUCUGUGAGUCUGGUGGAAGAGACGGAAGAAAGAUUGCUGGAAAGGAUUUCAUUUUAUCAGCAAAUAAAAAGAAACAUUGACGGAAAGCAGGCGCGGCUCUGCCAGACCUUGAAUGAAGGCAAACAGCUGGCGGCAUCUGUGAGCUGUCCUGAGCUGGAGGGCCAAAUCACCAAGCUAGAAGAGAAGUGGUUGACCCUCAACAAGAAGAUUGACCACGAGUUCCACAGACUACAAACCCUGCUUAAGCAUCUCCUCAGUUACAGCAGGGACUCGGACGAGCUGACCAGAUGGCUGGAAUCUUCUCAGCAAACAUUGAAUUACUGGAAAGAACAGUCCCUCAACGUGUCUCAGGACCUGGAUACAAUCAGAAGCAACAUUGACAGGUUUUUUGAAUUUUCCAAGGAAGUUGAUGAGAAGUCCUCCCUGAAGUCUGCAGUACUGAGCACUGGGAACCAGCUUCUCCACCUGAAGGAGGCAGACACAGCCACGCUGAGAUCCUCUCUGGCACAAUUCGAGCAGAAGUGGACAAUGCUGAUAACCCAGCUUCCAGACAUUCAAGAGAAACUUCACCAGCUUCAGAUGGAGAAAUUGCCUUCUCGCAGCGCCAUCUCCGAGAUGAUCAGCUGGAUGGAUGCCGUGGAGCCUCAGGCUGCAGGAGAGGACGCUGAGCUCUCCCAGCAUUCUGCGGCUCAGGUCAAAAGUCGUCUGCAGAAGCUCAAGGAGUUCAGAAUGGAGAUGGACUACAAGCAAUGGAUAGUUGACUUUGUUAACCAGUCACUGCUUCAGCUAAGCACCUGCGAUGUCGAAAGCAAGCGCUAUGAAAGGACGGAGUUUGCCGAGCACCUGGGGGAGAUGAACCGCCAGUGGCACCGAGUGCACGGAAUCCUGAAUAGAAAGAUACAACAUUUGGAACAACUUCUGGAAAGUAUCACCGAGAAUGAAAACAAAAUACAGAAUUUGAACAAUUGGUUGGAGGCACAGGAAGAGAAGUUGAAGAUACUCCAAAAACCCGAAAGUGCCAUCUCCAUGGAGAAGCUCCUCCUGGACUGCCAGGACAUAGAAAAUCAACUUGCCGUGAAAUCUAAAGCACUGGAUGAGCUGAGACAAAGCUCGCUGACUCUGGAGGGGGGAGACUUGCCGCUGUUAGAAGACAUGGCGUCCGAAAUUGAUGACCUGUUUCAAAAGAAGAGUGAUGUGACCAGCCAGGUCCAUCGGCUCAGGGCUUCCACGCAGUCAGCGCUACAGGAGUGGAAGGCCUUUGACAAGCUCUACGAUGAGGCCAAUGUGGCAACAAUCCAGCUGGCAUACUCCAUGGAGCACAGCAAGCCCGCCGUUUUGUCAAUGGAGGCCUUGGACUGCCAGGUGCAGAGCCUUCAGGCCCUUCAGGAUGAAGCUGAGAGCAGGGAAGGGAGCUGGGAGAAGCUGCGGGAAGUUAUUGGCAGACUCGAAGAUUCCUGCCCCCCCAUUGCUGGAAUAAUGAAAGAGAAAUGCCAAGAUGCUCAUUCAAGGUGGACCCGGGUGAACCAGGACCUUGCAGACCAGUUGCAGGAGGCCCGAAGUCAGUUGCAGCUCUGGAAGGCUUCUCACAGUGCUCACAUAGAAGCCGCAGCCCGGCUACAGCAGCAGGAGGCCAAGUUCCAGCAGCUUGCCAACAUCAAUAUGUCAGGAAACAACCUGGCAGACAUCCUGCCCCCGGCCCUGCAGGACAUAAAGGAGCUGCAGCACGAUGUACUGGAGACCAAAGAGGCCUUCCUUGCAAACUCCACCCUCCUGGACCAGCUCCCAAAGCCCGCAGACCCCAGCACCCCUGGGCUCCAUUCUGGACAGCUGCACUCCCUCCAGACAGCUGCCUAUCUGGAGAAGAUGCUGCUGGCGAAAUCCAAUGAAUUUGAGACUGUUCUGGCACAUUUUAAGGAUUUUGGGGACCGGCUGGACUAUUUAAAAGAUCUUAUUAUGCACGAGGACGAAAACUUGAAUAAACUUUACCAUGAAGAAACAGAAGAAGUUCCUGGAUCAUUCCUGAGCCAUGUACUGGUACUGACAGCUCAGUCACCUGACAUUGAACGUUUGAAUGAAGAGAGCCUACGGCUCCCCCUCAGUGACAUAACAAUAAAAACAUUACAAAAUGUGAACCGGCAGUGGGUCCGGGCAACGGCCACAGUGGUGGACCACUGCAGCAAACUUCAGGGAAAUGGGUUGAAUGAAAACUUCCUUCAUUACUGUGAGAAAUGGAUCCAGCUUCUGGAGAAGGUGAAAGAAGCACUUGCCGUGAACGUCGCCCACAGCCUCCCAGCUCUCCGGGAGCAACAGAAAACCUAUGAGCUGUUGGAAGCUGAAGUUUCUAUCAACCAGACAGUUGCUGAUGCUUAUGUGGCCCAGUCCUUACAGCUCCUGGACACAGCAGAAACCGAGAUCAGGCCAGAAUUUGUCUCCGAAGUCUCAAAGCUCUCAGAUGGAUGGCAGAGCGCUGCCCUGGGUGUCCAGCAGAGGAAGCGUGACAUCGACAGGCAGGUGGCACAGUGGCAGUUCUUCACCACCUCUGUGGAGGACUUACUCCGUUUCCUCACUGACACCGGCCACCUCCUGUCUGCCGUGAAGGAGCAGGACCGUCACAGCCUCUGCCAAACCAGACGCCUCAUCCAUGAGCUGAAGAACAAAGAGAUCCAUGUUCAGAGGCGGCGAACCACCUAUGAGCUGGCCUUGGAGGCCGGGGAGAAAUUACGGAACACACCCAGCCUGGAAAGUAAAGAGUUCAUUGACAGACAAGUCAGCAAGCUUCAGGACACCUGGAAGGACACUGAGCUCAGCCUGGGAGAGAUGAUCAGCCAGCUCCAGACCACAGCCGAGACCUGGGACCAGUGUGAAAAGAAAAUCAAGGAGCUGCAAAGCAGGCUGCAAGUCCUGAAAGCACAAAGCAGAAAUCCUCUCCCCGAACUUCACGAGGACCUCCACAGAGAAAAGGAGCUGAUUAAGGAAGUCGAGAAGCCUCUUGCUAACUGGACGUACAACUUGAAAGAGCUUCAAACUAUGAAGGCGGACUUGAGCCGGCACAUCCUGGCGGAGGACGUGACGGUUCUGAAGGAGCAGAUUGAGCUUCUACACAGACAAUGGGAGGAUCUCUGCCUGAGAGUGGCUAUCCGCAAGCAGGAGAUUGAAGACAGGCUCAAUUCAUGGAUCGUGUUCAAUGAAAAAAACAAGGAAUUGUGUGCCUGGCUGGUCCAGAUGGAAAACAAAGUUCUACAGACAGCGGAUAUUAGCAUUGAAGAGAUGAUUGAAAAGUUACAGAAGGAUUGCAUGGAAGAAAUAAGCUCGUUCAGUGAAAGCAAGCUGCAGCUGAAACAGAUGGGCGAGCAGCUAAUCAAGGCCAGCAGCAAGGCCAAGGCGGCCGAGAUGGAGGACAAGCUCAGCAAAAUCAACGACCGCUGGCAGCAUCUUUUUGAUGUCAUUGGAUCGAGGGUGAAGAAGCUGAAGGAGACGUUUGCUUUCAUUCAGCAGUUAGACAAAAACAUGAGCAACCUUCGCACCUGGUUGGCACGAAUCGAGUCUGAGCUCUCCAAGCCCGUGGUUUACGAUGUCUGUGAUGACCAUGAGAUCCAGAAGAGGCUUGCUGAGCAACAGGACCUGCAGCGAGAUAUCGAACAGCACAGUGCGGGGGUAGAGUCUGUGUUCAAUAUCUGUGAUGUCCUAUUGCAUGACUCCGAUGCCUGUGCCAAUGAAACGGAGUGUGACUCAAUCCAGCAGACAACCAGGAGCCUGGACAGGCGCUGGAGGAACAUUUGCGCCAUGUCGAUGGAGCGGCGCAUGAAGAUCGAGGAGACCUGGCGGCUGUGGCAAAAGUUUUUGGAUGACUAUUCCCGCUUCGAGGACUGGCUCAAGUCUGCCGAGAGGACGGCGGCCUGCCCAAAUUCCUCCGAGGUGCUGUAUACAAAUGCCAAAGAGGAGCUGAAGAGGUUUGAGGCCUUUCAGCGGCAGAUUCAUGAAAGACUGACCCAGCUGGAGCUCAUCAACAAACAGUACCGGCGGCUGGCUAGGGAGAACCGCACCGACACAGCCAGCAAACUGAAGCAGAUGGUGCACGAGGGUAACCAGCGUUGGGACAACCUGCAGAAGCGGGUCACCGCCAUCCUGCGAAGACUACGGUAUUUCACCAACCAAAGGGAAGAGUUUGAGGGCACCAGGGAGAGCAUUCUGGUAUGGCUCACGGAGAUGGACCUGCAGCUGACCAACGUGGAGCACUUCUCAGAGAGUGACGCUGAGGACAAGAUGCGCCAGCUGAAUGGCUUCCAACAGGAGAUCACACUAAACACCAACAAGAUCGACCAGCUCAUCGUGUUCGGGGAGCAGCUCAUCCAGAAGAGCGAGCCCCUGGAUGCUGUGCUGAUCGAAGACGAGCUGGAGGAGCUGCACCGCUACUGUCAGGAGGUGUUUGGCAGAGUGUCCCGCUUCCAUCGGCGACUGACCUCCCACGCCCCGAGCCUAGAAGAUGAGAAGGAAGCCUCCGAGAAUGAGACGGACAUAGAAGACCCAAGAGAGAUCCAGGCUGACUCUUGGCGUAAGAGGAGAGAGAUGGAGGAGCCACCGUCUUCCCAGUCACUGUGCCACCUUGUGCCCCCAGCUCUGGGGCAUGAGCGGUCUGGCUGUGAGACCCCCGUCAGUGUGGACUCGAUCCCGCUGGAGUGGGAUCACACAGGUGAUGUGGGGGGAUCUUCUUCUCAUGAAGACGACGAGGAGGGUCCGUUCUACAGCGCACUAUCAGAUGUAGAAAUCCCUGAAAAUCCUGAGGCAUAUCUUAAAAUGACCACAAAAUCUUUGAAAGCAUCUUCUGGCAAAUCCAUUGCUGAGGGCCACACGUGGCAUGUUCCAGACAGCCCUUCCCAUGCCAAGCAUCACUACAAACCAGUGGAAGAUGACAGGACUGUGGCGCCGGUCCCUUCAGAUGCCAGCACCCCUUACAAACCAACCUACGUAAAGUUCCUAUUACGUCAAGGCACUGAUGAUGGCAAAGAAGGCGCAAGAGGCUCAAAGGGCAGUCCCCAGCAGGAAGGUGAACAGCUGGACACUUUAACGGGACAGCAGUCAGGUGCCUUCGACAGAUGGGAGCUGAUUCAAGCGCAGGAGCUUCACGGCAAACUCCGAAUAAAGGAGAACGUGCAGCGGCUUAAUUCUGACAUCGGCACCAUUGCCGCUUGGCUUGAAAAAACUGAAGCGGAGCUGGAAGCCCUGAGGCUGGCAGAGCCUCCCUCCGACGUCCAGGAAACGGCACUCAGGGUGAAGAAACUGCAAGAGAUAUUAAAAGCCUUUGCUACCUACAAGACCUUGAUGGUCUCCGUCAACGUGAGUCACAAGGAAUCUCUGCCGAGCGAGAGCCCCGAAUCCACAGAACUCCAAAAUAGGCUCCACCAACUGAGCCUGUCCUGGGACACGGUCCAGGGGGUGAUGGACAGCUGGAGAGGGGACUUACGACAGUCACUCAUGCAGUGCCAGGACUUCCACCGGCUGAGUCAGGACUUGCUCCUGUGGCUAGCGAGUGCAGAGAGCCGAAGGCAGAAGGCACGCGUCGCCAGCCCAGAGGCAGACCGUGAGGUGCUUCUGGAGUGUCAGAAAGAGCUGACGCAACUGGAAAAGGAGUUGGAAGACCGUCAGCCUCAAGUCAGCUCCUUGCAGGAGAUUUCCUCCAGCCUUCUCGUUAAGGGGCAUGGAGAAGACUACAUUGAGGCCGCAGAGAAGGUCCAUGUAAUCGAGAAGAAACUCAAACAGCUGCGUGAGCAAGUGGCUCAAGAUCUGAUGUCCUUGCAGGAAAGACUGAAUCCCGACCCCUCUCUGGCCAGCUUUGAUGAAGUGGACACAGGGGAACAGCCUCCAGCUGCCUCUGUACCGGCUUCCUAUGCAAAGCAGUUUGGAGCGGAGAGAUCUACCGACGAGGAAGAGGAGACAGACAGCAGGAUGUCCCACCUCAAUGGCCCUGGCAGCUCACAGCCAAGGCGCUCCUUCCUCUCAAGGGUGAUCAGGGCAGCGCUGCCCUUGCAGCUGCUCCUGCUCCUGCUGCUGCUCCUGGCCUGCCUGCUGCCCGCCUCUGAAGAAGACUACAGCUGCACCCAGGCCAACAACUUCGCCCGUUCCUUCUACCCCAUGCUGCGGUACACCAACGGGCCGCCUCCCACCUAGAGGAUUCUGCCGGCUGCAGUGCCACGCCCACUAGCCUGUUGGCCACAGGUGAUCAGCUCAACCUGUGAGUGACUCAGCCUUGACGAGAUGCAGGGACCUGCUGCAGAAUGGACUCUAGGGGCCCACGACAACUCAGACAAGAUGUCCUUCCUCUGGGCUAGAACCAAGUACACAGCAGGACCUGGCCUUCAAAGCUAGCAAUGGGCUCCAAGAACUCUGGAAAGGGGGACUUCCCAAAGAGCCACGCACUUUGUAAAACACUGUAUUAUAGCACAGCUGUUAUACGGCCCACAGACAAUGAUGUUCAGCACAUAAAUGAACUCUAUCCAAGAAGCUAGUAGGUCCCUACCUUAGUAAUGGUUCGGGAACUCCGAUCAUGGUUGGUUCAGACACAUUUGAAAUGUUGAGAAUCAGUUUUCCUCCAGUCGGCCAGCAGUCUGCGCUCCCAGUUAUAAACUAAAAUGUCCUGUUCCGUACCUGGGUCAGCUCUUUUAUAUUGCUUUAAAAAAAUUUUUUUUCAAAGAAAUUUUAUUGCAUGGAUGUGGUUAUUUUAACACCGCUGAAUCUGUAUGAAUAAUGUAAACUUUGAUUUAGAAAAAAAAGAUUUUUAGCUUGAGUUUUGGACUAAUGUACAGUAAAUGCCAAGCUCCAGACUUGAUAGGAAUGUUUUUAUAAGUUAAUUUUUUAAGACUUUUUAUGUUUUGAAGAGACACUUUGGGUCUGGUUGAGCUGUUUGGCCACCAGGGGUUAGAACUAUUUGUGAUAUGUAAAACUCAGAUGUUUCUCAUAAAAAAAAAAAAAAAAGCCGGACUGUUGUAUUGGACUCUGUCAGAGGGCAGGUAGUCACCUGAUCCCACCUGCUCCCAUAGACCCCACAGUCACCACAUGUGGCCCAGACCUGUAGGUAGGCUGACUCUGCUCUCCUUCCCCAGGUCCCCAUUAGGACUCCCCCCUCCUCUCGGCCCUUCUCUCUCCCUUUGAGGUUCACCCGAUCCCGGUGGCCCUAUAGCCACCACCUGUCAUUAGUGCAGGCCUGGGUCGGCUGCUCACUUUCCUUCCCCUUAUCCUCCAUGUGGGUCAUCCAAGUCACUCUGGUUGCUUCUCAGGGAGCACCCCCUCCUCUUAGCCUGUCUUCCUCCCUCCAGGGACCCUUCAGCCAUCACAUGAGCCCUGCCAGCUGCCCUAUCCAGCCUUGAGAGCCAGGACAGUCCAUACUGCCAGGAGAAACUUGUUCUAGAACCGAAACACACCAGACUGUGGCAGAGAAACAGGAGACCUGGAGAGAGGCUGUAUCCCCAUUUACCAAACCAGAAAUCAAGAUUCUCAGAGCUGCUGUGAAUUAGCAUCCUGAACACCUCAACCAGCAAACUCCAGAUGUGCAAAUCCCAACUCAGAGAACAGGAAAAAUCCAAAUAGCAUGUCACCUCAGGAAAAAAACAAUACAAUUCCCAUAGUAAUGGCCCCUAGUGGAGAUGACAUAGAAGAACUUACAGAGUUCAAAAGAAUGGUUGUAACUAUGGUCAAACAACUCAGACGACAGAGAGGUGAAUGAAAUAAGGAAACUGGUCCAAGACAUGAAAAUAGUUUGAAUUUUUAAAAAAAAUUUCAAAUGGAAAAAAAUGUUAGAAACGAAAGACUCAGUAAACCAAUUAAAAACCUCAAUGGAAAGCCUCUGCAACAAAAUGGAUUGUGUCUAAAACAGACGGGGACGGAAGACAAAAUAGAGGAACUGGAUCAGUCAGUAAAG